This is a messenger RNA of Fusarium redolens, 1296 nucleotides long. Its product is annotated as PXA domain-containing protein. Lineage: Eukaryota; Fungi; Ascomycota; Sordariomycetes; Hypocreales; Nectriaceae. Gene Ontology annotation, cellular component: extrinsic component of endosome membrane; early endosome; late endosome. Gene Ontology annotation, molecular function: phosphatidylinositol binding. The transcript is spliced from 3 exons. The record is from RefSeq and is a predicted model, not a curated record. Gene Ontology annotation, biological process: endosome to lysosome transport; protein targeting to lysosome; early endosome to late endosome transport. Bases 1 to 1296 code for a protein of 431 amino acids.
AUGACCGCUACUCCCUCUGUGGCUCCGGCCGUGCCUCCUGCCCGUCCGCCAGCCCCACGCCCCAAGUCGGUGGCCUUUGAUACUGAGUCGCCGAACUCUGCUGUUAUUGCCUCGUCUACUCGUCGUCCGUUACGCUCUAAUACUACCGAUCCCUUGUCCGACCGAGCAACUUCGCUUCUGAUACGUCGCACCCUCUGCUCCCCUCAGCUUGGAGAGAAGAGCCGCGAUUCGCAAGUGCCUAUCGACGAGCUGCUUCCACCAUUGACCAGUCGCAACGAUGUCGACCUUCAGUUGUACGCCCUUCUCGCUAUUGUCAUGAGAGAAUUUGUGCAGAGCUGGUAUAGCAAAAUCACUACGGACGAACACUUUGUAGCAGAGAUAUUACACAUUAUUGCCCACUGUUCGCGAGCCUUGGAACAGCGGUUUCGCAAAGUUGAUCUGGAGAGCCUGGUGUUGGACGAGAUACCUGACUUGCUGGACAAGCACAUAACCGCUAUCGCGAGACAGCCUGUUGAGGUCGACCCUCGAGAGGCCUACCACGCCAUGUGCCCUCUCCCACACCUUGCGCCAGUCCCUCACCCAGAUUUCCCAGACACGAUAUCCGACCAGAAAGAGAAUGAAGCGUUGUAUCGCCAAUUGCUGGUUCAGGGUGUCCUCGCGAUCCUAUUGCCCACAGAAGACCUCGAGAACCCUUGUCUCACGUCUCUCGUUGAACAGAUCUUUUCGGAGCUUAUCAUUGGUAACGUUAUAGCCAAUAAAGCCUCUCAGCCCUGGAUGCUGUAUGAGGGCAUCUGCAUCACGGCCAGGGUUUUGCGACAGAGAAAUGACCAAGGGGUAGUGGUUGCAGAGAGCCAAAACGAUUCUGGUGGACCCAAGGUUGACGUAAAGGGCCGUCGCAGCUGGUCUGUAAGGUCUAUGUUCCUCGGCGUCAUCCAGCUUGGGAUGCUGGUAGUUGCCUCGCUCCGGUUUAUCACGACUGCUCUGGUGAUGGCAUCGUCUCUUCCCGCUAGAGCCACGCCCUUAGACGAAAAAGAAGCUUUGCUGGAUCACGACAAGUCUCCGCCAAGGUCAUUCGACCCCGUCAAGGCGCCGAUCCUAUCGUGUCGAGUAUGGACAUGUCUUGGAAAUCUGUUUGAGCUCAGCUUGCGCAUGCCUUGGCUGGAUGGAUUUCUAUCACUUUUACAAUACGGCGCGGUCAACGGACCUGGACGAAUCGCUGGCCACGAUGGCCCUAUUGACAGACAGUAUUUACCUCGCAUGAGUUUCAAGUCACUGGACCUCCUGAAGCUCCAGUGA